AUGAGUGAAUUUAAGGACCGCAUCACCGACGUGCUGGACUUUUGGUUCGGCAAGCCUGGCGAGGCUGACUACCUGCAGAGCAAGAGAUUCUGGUACGGCAGCCCAGAAGACGACGAACUAGUGCGCAGGGAGCUGUCAGCCGACUAUGAGCGGGCUCGAAGCGGGAAGCUGGAGAGCUGGACGGACACCGUCGAGGGCUCCAUUGCGCUGAUCAUCCUCCUCGACCAGGUGCCGCGGAACAUCUUCCGCGACAAGGCGCAGGCGUACGCCACCGACGACAUGGCGCUGGAGGUGGCGCGAAAGGUGGUGGAGCGAGGCUGGGACAAGGACCAGCCCACCGUCAUUCGCAGGUACAUCUACUCGCCCUUCAACCACUCGGAGAACCUCGACGACCAGAAGAGGUCGGUGGAGCUGUUCACCGAGCUGGGCGACGGCGACCACCUCUACUGGGCAAAGAACUUCUACGACAUCAUUCUGGCGCACGGUCGCUUUCCUCACCGUGACCGCAUUCUCGGGCGCACCGGGCGUCGCACCAAGUGA
Molecule: messenger RNA, 540 nt
Organism: Rhagoletis zephyria (snowberry fruit fly)
Lineage: Eukaryota; Metazoa; Arthropoda; Insecta; Diptera; Tephritidae
Source: RefSeq, a predicted model, not a curated record